Molecule: messenger RNA, 1028 nt
Organism: Arabidopsis arenosa
Lineage: Eukaryota; Viridiplantae; Streptophyta; Magnoliopsida; Brassicales; Brassicaceae
Source: the annotation of a GenBank genome assembly
GCAAUCUUUUUAGUUUUCCCAUUAAUACAUUCCCAAAAAGCACUCCAAAACCCAUUUUGGUCACAGAAGAAAGAAAAAGAUUGAACCUUUCCUCUUCUUCUACCUUCUUCAUUCAAUUUUGGGGGAAAUCAGAAGAUGGGUCGUGGAAAAAUCGAGAUUAAGAGGAUCGAGAAUCCCAAUAGCAGACAAGUUACUUUCUCCAAGAGGCGUUCUGGGUUGCUUAAGAAAGCUCAUGAGCUCUCUGUUCUUUGUGAUGCUGAGGUUGCUGUCAUCGUCUUCUCUAAGUCUGGCAAGCUCUUCGAGUUCUCCAGUACUGGAAUGAAGAAAACACUUUCGAGAUACGGCAAUCACCAGAGUUCUUCAGCUUCUAAAGCAGAGAACCUCCAGGAGGAUUGUGCAGAGGUGGAUCUUUUAAAGGAUGAACUUUCAAAGCUUCAAGAGAAACAUUUACAACUGCAGGGUAAGGGCUUGAAUAUUCUGACCUUUAAAGAGCUGCAUAACCUUGAGCAGCAACUAUAUCAUGCCUUGAUUACUGUGAGAGAGCGGAAGGAACGAUUGCUGACUAACCAACUUGAAGAAUCACGCCUCAAGGAACAACGAGCAGAGUUGGAAAACGAGACCUUGCGUAGACAGGUUCAAGAGCUCAGAAGCUUUCUCCCAUCGUUCACCCACUAUGUUCCAUCCUACAUCAAAUGCUUCGCUAAAGAUCCCAAGAACGCUGUCAUAAACCAUGGUUGCUUGGACGACAGUGAGUGCAGCCUCCAGAAGACCAAUUCAGACACAACUUUGCAAUUAGGGUUGCCGGGAGAGGCACAUGAUAGAAGGAAGAAGGAAGGAGACAGAGAGAGCCCGUCAAGCGAUUCAGUGACAACAAACACGACCAGAGAAACUGCUCAAAGGAUCAGUCUAGUUUAGCAAAAUCUCCACCUGAAAACAAAAGCCAAAGGUUCUCUGUUUAGUCGUAGAGAAGUAUGAGAGUGAGGUACUAAUGUUUCCUCUUAAGCAAGUAUCCGAUUAUUUUAAAAGUA